This is a messenger RNA of Amoebophrya sp. A120, 1433 nucleotides long. The record is from the annotation of a GenBank genome assembly. NCBI's taxonomy places the organism in Eukaryota, Dinophyceae, Syndiniales, Amoebophryaceae.
CGCUAACGGCGGAGACACGGAUGAUCAUUCACUGGAAUAUUGGCAGUACUAGCCGACGAGGUUAAAAUGCUAGUACACCAAUCGGUUUUCUUGGGUCAAGACAGUAAAGUUUGAUCUUCGUCGCCUUGUUGGUCCUCAGGCUACCUAGGAAUCUUGUUUUCAGGCUCGUUCAAAUCUUGGUUUCAGGCUACCUAGGAAAGAUAUAAUUUUGCAGACUAAAAAGUACCGCGGCCCACAACCUCUUGCUACUUUUUCCGCAAAAAUUCGUUUAGUACUCCUCUCCUGCUCGCCCCGUCACCCCAAACGUAGGAGCUGCAAAGUUUUUCCCCCCCACCUGGUAAGUAGGUCUUCUGGCAAAAGAACAAGUCCCCGGCGUUCUAUGACCUCUUGUUGCGUUUGCGCCGCCCCCGACACUCCUGAGCAUUCUAGUGCCGAAGCAGACGGCACUGGCGAAGAACACGCUUCCAGCACCGCCCGCGAAUCCGCGCAGCCAAGAGUCUCGGCGCCGCAAUCCGCCGGUACGGCCGCAAACAGUAGCAUCAAAAGCAGCUCGGCAGCUGCAGGUCCUGAUACAACCAAGAAGAAAUCUUCAAACAGCACCAUGGCCGAGGCGUCCUUCCCGAUCGACCUGUCCGGCGAUGGGCAGCUGAAGAAAAAGAUCCUGAAAGAGGGGACCGGCGCAAUGCCGCAGCAGCAGGAGAAGGUGUGGGCGCACUACACCGGGAAGCUGCUCGACGGGACGGUGUUCGACUCCUCCAUCCCAAAACCGCACCGGAAAAACGGGUUUGACUUCCGCAUCGGCGCUGGUUCGGUAAUAUCUGGCUGGGACGUGGGCGUGGCCUCGAUGAAAGUCGGGGAAAAAGCGGAGCUGCUCUGCGCGCCGGGGUACGCGUAUGGGGCACAAGGUACGUUUUACCACACUUGUUCCUUUAAGUUUGCACGGCAGCGUCGCGAAGACAGAGUGAGGAGAGAGAAACUCGACACAUUAUUUUGAUCCCAGUGGAACAAAUUACGUAUGCGAUACAUCAACAUAGCGAUUCGACGAGCGUUGACAAAAAUCUUCACAGGCACACCAGGUGGUCCGAUCCCACCCAAUGCCACGCUCGUUUUCGAAAUCGAGCUGCUCCACAUCGGGGACGAGCCGAAGCAGCUGUGAAAAUGAGAUAUAUUCCCGCGCAACAGAGGCAGACUGCAAGGUGCACAUAACUGACUUUAAUACACGGCAAAUCGGCAACGGCAUGUGCUGCUGAAGCAGCAUUCUACAACACCUGGCUCUGCUGCAUGUCAUUCUCCUAGAUGAAGGAACCAGUGCGGGCACGUUGUCGCUGGAUAGUGAGUGUUGUUUACUUAAGACAAUAAGACCGUAGACGCGAUCAUCGCAUGGUAACUAAGUGCGGCUCGAGGUGAGCGUCGGUUUUCCGCUUGUUUAAUAU